CGAAUGUCAGAAGUACUAAAGCUUUUAAAAUUUCAGAUGAAUGCGUUUUAAAUUAUCUUACGGAAUUCAUGAUUUUUAAACCUAUAAUUGUGGUAGUUUAUCAUAUCUGAUAUAUUUUAUAAUUUCAUUUGCCUUUCUAGUCAUGUUUCGCCCCGGAAAAAUCCGGGGAAAAAAACAACUUCCGGAUUUUGUUUGACAUCGCAAGUAAAGGUGUUGAUACGGUAAGGUAUCAGUUAUUCGAAUGGCAUCGGCGUCUUUAAAAACAAUCCAACAAAUAAUGCGGGUUAUGAAAGACAAGCCAGGCUUUGACCGAGUCCUAAACAAGGUAGAAGUGGUCUCGGCGUCGCCGGGCAAGGUGGUGUGCGAGAUGCAAGUGGCCGAGGAACACACCAACGGCUUCGGGACGCUGCACGGCGGCCUCACGGCCACCCUGGUGGACGUCAUCUCCACCAUGGCUAUCAUGUACAGCGACAGAGGAGCGCCCGGAGUCAGCGUCGACAUGAAUAUCACGUACAUGAACGCAGCCAAGCUGGGCGAGGACGUGCUUAUCACGGCUCAGGUGCUGAAGGAGGGACGAACGUUGGCGUUUUCUACCGUGGACUUGACCAGCAAGGCCACAGGAAAGUUGAUCGCGCAGGGACGGCACACCAAACACCUUGGCAGCAGCUGAACACAUGCUUACAUGGGAGGUAACAUGUCAAACAAGUAUGACAUGUUAUUGUUAUAUAUGUUAUACACAUGUUAUAGUACCCUUGUAUCAUUUUGCCUUCAUUUUUGUAUGAAAACUUCAUUCACUUGACAAUUAAAACAAAUUGCAAAACUA
Molecule: messenger RNA, 823 nt
Organism: Syngnathus acus (greater pipefish)
Lineage: Eukaryota; Metazoa; Chordata; Actinopteri; Syngnathiformes; Syngnathidae
Gene: acot13
Product: acyl-CoA thioesterase 13
Exons: 4
Coding region: 242-670 (142 amino acids)
Molecular function (GO): fatty acyl-CoA hydrolase activity
Source: RefSeq, a predicted model, not a curated record